AUGCAGAAUAGGCGCUUCACCGGCAAGGCCAAAUUCCGACUUGGAACGCUCUUGUUCGACAACUCCGAACAGAUAGAGAAAAUUCAUACCAGAUUAAGUGCCGUCGUGGCACUGACUGACGUGGAGGCUUAUAUAUCCGGCCUCGCUGGUGGCGAAAGCAAGAAUCUUGGUGAAGAGAAAGAGGGCAACGACCAGAGGUCCCAGGGCGAUGUGCUGCAGUCAAGCCGUAGGGCGACCAAGGCUUGCCUGGGCUGCCAGAUCAAGAAGGUGCGCUGCGGCGACGCUCGGCCGUGUGCUCGGUGCUACCGGAUGGGGGAGGUUUGCUACAGCGAAGGAGGGCUAGGGCACGGAGCGCUGCCUCCAGUCCUGCAGCGGAAGCGAGAGCAAGUCGUGCAGGCAUGCGAGCGAUGCCGGAGGUCGCGGCUCAAGUGCGACUCUGCAAGGCCAUGCGGUCGAUGCGCGAGGAGCCUUCAAGUGUGCGUAGACUGGCGGGUCAAGCGGCGACGGCGCGGGACGGAGAUAGACGGAAGCCCAGAGGGAAGCCCAGAUGGGGACAAGGAGACAAGCGGGUACAGCUGGGAGGAGCUGCUGGGGAACCCGGAGGAGGGUGAGCUACAGCUAUGGCCACGGUUGGCAGACGAGACUGCGUCAGAGGAGAGCAUUGCAGGAGGCGGAUGGGAAGAGCUGGAAUGGGAAGAGGUUGUAGAAGGAUCAGGGGCAGGGGGAAGAGGGGGAUGCAACGAUCAGCUUUCAGCCGAGCUCUAUGGAGUCAAAGGAUUUUUUCUUUGA
Messenger RNA from Guillardia theta CCMP2712, 789 nucleotides. RefSeq lists its product as hypothetical. The transcript has 5 exons. The record is from RefSeq and is a predicted model, not a curated record. NCBI's taxonomy places the organism in Eukaryota, Cryptophyceae, Pyrenomonadales, Geminigeraceae. The coding region runs from base 1 to 789 and encodes 262 amino acids. Gene Ontology annotation, biological process: regulation of DNA-templated transcription. Gene Ontology annotation, molecular function: zinc ion binding; DNA-binding transcription factor activity, RNA polymerase II-specific.